AAUGGAAUAACGCUGCGCUCGUUUGGUUGGCUGGUUUUGGUGCUCGGUGUGUUGAGGAAAAGUGGUAGUCGUGGUUGUGGUUGUGGUGGACCGAAUCUGUGGAGGUGGCACACUUGGAAGACGGCUCUGCGAAGAUGUAAAUGGGUUCAUAAAGCCUGACGGUGCACUAAAGUGCUCAUCCGAAAAGAUGGAGAACUGCGACACGUACGCACAGGAUGAUGAACAGGGACCAAGCACCAACCUGCUUGACCUGCCCUCCGAGAUCAUCGAGAAGAUAUUGCGGCAUACGAACUUUGCGACCAUUAGCAACACUCGCAUGGUGUGCCACCACCUGAACAAUGCGGCAUCUGGACUGCUCAACUCGGAGUUUGUGCGGCUGCGGUGUUCCAUGCAACAGCGCUUUCAGGCCAUCAAGGCGCAGAUGCCACGACGGGAGUCAGCGCGCCGCAAGCACCCGCUCUCACGCGAGUGUGACAUCAUCGAGACGGUGCACAUGCGGCUGACCCUGCUGCAGAUGACUUUUGGGAAGCACAUUGAGCGAAAGCACUGCUGCUUCUUCCCAGGGGAGAUCUUGGACGAAGUGCACCGCAUCCUGAGGUACGUGGAGGUGACGCCCACGCUGAGCCGUGCCUACAAGGUGACGGAUGAGCUCUUUGACCUGACCACCAUGGCCAUGGAGUACUUCAAGGAGCACAUUGAGCCCACGCUGCCCGAGAUCAGCUACUUCGCAGCCGACUUCCUCGACUACCCUUCUUCUUACUCUCCUAGCUUGAAAAGCCAGAUAUCGCUGAUGGAGGCGCCGCCGUGUACAAGCACGCAGGGCUCACUGUCCAGUGCACCCCAGUCUCCUCAGCCGCCUCCAGUCAACCCAACAGUGAAGAAACGCCUACGAAAGCUGAGGGAAAGCAUGAAGAAAAACAGCGGGCAGGUGCUGGCGCUGCGUCGAGAGCUGAAGCUGACGCGCCGGCGGGUAACCAACCAGCAGCGGCACAUAGUGGAAAUGAAGGCGCGCCAGGACGACUACGACCAGAAGUUGCAGACGACGUCGCGCAAGCUGAACGCGGUGCUGCAGGAGCUGAACCGGUGCAAGACGGAGUUGCAGUACUGGCGCUCCAAGUCGCCCGCCGUGCCGGCCUGCACCUGCGGCAAGACCACUCCGCUUAGCGGGGGGCCCUCCCAGGGUGCCCCUAUCGACUUCACACCCAUCGACUUCCAGGAGGCUGCCUCUUCCUCUUUCGGACUGCAGGGUGAGGGACAAGUGAAGCUGGUACCCGCGUGCUACGGAACUCCACCGGAGAACAUCGUUCCGAGCCUGAGUGACUCUGAGUGUUUGUCAUUUGAAGAAGUAACCACGGAGACAUUGCCCUCAAACAAGACGGCGCCCGUCGACAAGUCGGCACAACCAAGGGCGUGCAAACGCAAGCUGGAUCUGGACGGAGAAGGAGCCACCACAUCAAGCCUGGUCAUCAAAGCACACAAAGUACAAAGGAGUUCUUUGCCAAACGUGAAUUAGCGACGCCCGACUGAUCGUCCCCUCAUAUUUUUACGUUUUGUAUCUGGGUGGGGCUGGGGGGGGGAGGGGUCAUGCUCGUUUACCUUAUAUUGCGUGUGCAUCUGUUGUGUACUUGUGUUGAGUGUGCGUUUUGAUUUCUUUUUGAAGACCACCUUGGGUGUGACUGAACGAACUUUCUGAAGAUUUUUCAUCGCUUGCAGAGGCUAGACUGGAUUUGGGAACACCUUUUUUUUUGUGUGUGUGCAUCGCUUUGUUAUGUAAUGCUUCUACCAUCAGUGGCUUUCUUGUGGGUUUGUCUGGCAGUACCAGUGAAUCCAUCAUGUGAACAAUUGUUUUUUUUUUUUCUUUAGCAAGGAGCCACAAGCUUGACAGGAAGCGAAGCCUCAUGAUUAUUAGUGAUAGCUGUGAGGCAUGCACGAGGAAAGUGGCCAUCUGUCACGUACUAGAACUGUUCCACAAGAGCCUGUGCUAAAAAGGUGGUGCGUAACACGGGGGGGUGUUGUUUCUUCUAGCUAGCAGCAAACUGCUACAUGGUUAUAGUAUACACUGUUCCAUAGCAGGAGUGCUCCGAUAUCAUUCGAACACGCUGCAGCAUGAUCAACAUGUGGGAUUUCAUAACUUCGGCUGCAACAGUGCUUGAGAAAGUGCGGCUUCAUCCUGCUGCACGCUGUUACUCGAACGCAGCUGUUCGUUGAACUGCAUACCCUAAAGCUUCCCUCCCCCGCACUUUCCAUGUGGUGUUGAGUGAUUUGAGUUGAGUGUCCGUAUGUUAUGGAAAGUGAGUUGUUUGAAUGAGUAUCCUUUUUUUUUUCUUUGUUUGUUCUGUGAGAUGUUCUGUAUGUAGUAGUCCAAUAAUACCACCUGCUUCUUUUCAUACUUUUAUAGAAAUUGUAUGCAAUUUUUGCCGAAUAUUUUAUCAAUUCUUUCAGGAGUUGAAAUGGAAGGCCUUAGUAUGCAAAGCUUAUAAGAUUGUGGGAAAGUGUACAGAUAAAAUUUCACUACGGGGGCUUAACAGAAGAAAGCGAGCAGUUUGGCGUCAGAUUUGAUGAAAUCCAUGUUUUAUAAACUCUGAGCUGAAUUGGCGUGUGACUGUAGUACCUGCGUUAUGUUUGUGUAAUUGUCCGUGUCUUACGGUUCAAGUGCAUCUAGGUACUUGAGGAAAGGCAAAAAAUUUUUUUGCUUGUUUUUUGUUUAUAUUUGUAACUUGGCACUUCUGUCUGUUUACGUGACUUCUUGCACAACUUUCCUACUGUAAAUUUAGAAUGCACCGUUUCUAUUUCACCUCAUUUUGACAAAAGUUGUUUUGCACACAGCUGCUGACAUUAUCUUGCCAGGAAUGUUAGAUUUGUACUCUUAUACAAUGAAAAGCGCACGGAUCAUAGUCAAUUAAUUUUUUUCCAUAGUGAUAUUUCCUUUGCGAAAGAUUGUGUUCAGCAUUACAGCCACAUUGGAAGGCUAUGCUAAGCUCUUUUUUUUUUUUUUUUUCGAUCGUGGCUAGGCAGCUUGCCAUGCGGCCUUCUAAAUGGCCAUCAUUGUUUUUGUGUGAGCUGCGCUUGAUAAAUAACUACCUUGAUGAAGCCUACAAUAUGUAUAAUCGUGCUCAUUGCUUAAUACAAUAUUGGUUGUCAAUUGAUCAUGUCCAGUGGCCAUUGAUUGCUCACCAGGAUAUUUUUUGCGAGCUUCUUCUACAUUCGCAUCUCUGAAACGUUUUAAUGGAAGCAUGAAAUUUGGGAACACAUUAGCCUCUUGUAAGUCAUUCUCCAAUGUGUCUCAUAUUAUGCUAAGAUUAAUAACUCAACUACUUGUCACAUCAGCAGGUGAAAUAUUUACGCUGUGAUCAGAAAACUGGUUAUAGAAACAAAAAUGGGGGUGUGUGAAUAUUUUAAAUUUUUAAUACGAAUUGAAUGGUGCACGGUAUUCAAUUGCAUUUGAGAAUUUUUGUUCAAAAUGGCUGAAUGUUCGUUUCCUUUGAACAUCUACUAUGGCGUUGGCUCUGGGCAAGUCUAAUGACGGAUGGUGCGGACUGUUCCAAAUUUUCCAUUUUAAGAGUAGCUGCGGUGGUUGUGUGGAGGAAGCAGUUUCAUUAGUCAUUAAUUAAUCACUUACUGCCAUUCUAUAAGAAUGACUUAGUUUUUAGUAUAUUCAUGGCCACUGUUGACACAUUUUUCGUGUUUCAACAGUGGCCACUGGGAUUACGUUAGUCAACGUUUUGCCUCAAAUCAGGGAAGCGUUCAAUUUGUCACUUAAAGCUUAGAAAAAUGUUCGCACACUUCUACAUUCUUGUAAUACGUAAAGCAGGUGUCUGUUCUUGUGCUGGCGUUUUGAGUGUUUCAUGGGGGGAUGCAAGGAACGACAAUCUCUGUCUCAUAUCCAAUGCUCUGUGGUCGUACUACUCAUGUCAGCUUUGCAGUCUCUCUGGAAUCGUUGCAGCGUUUGCGUUUCCCUGCACAUCUUACAGCUGGAGAUGGGGUAUGGGUGUUGCACGUAAACUGACAAUGUGCGGAUAUUCCAGCCGCUGAAGAUGGUGGGGUAUCCGUAAAGUAUGGUCGUCUUGCACCUAACUUACUGACCGAUCAGUGAACCAAUGAUCGCACGUAAGCAUUCGACAUCUUGUGGAGCUGCAUGCACUGUUCUGGUAUGCAGAAAUCUUUUCACACUGAGCAUGGGGUUAGCCCCAUGCUCAUACGCAUAGCCAGCAUAUGGGCUACUCUCCUAUAAGGCAUAGCCAGUGCACAAGCAACAAACACAAGUGAACACUCCCAAGUGUCAGCCUUCUCCCGUCCGUGUGUGUAAGCGCUAGUUUCUGCAUACAAGUAUUAUAAGUUAGCGCUGUUGUCAGCCUUGAAGGAAGGUUCUAAUAGUUAAUAGUAACCAUGGCUUUCAUCCACAGUUGAACCAUUGAUCAUUAUCAUCAAAAUCCAAAGUCUCAUUCACUCUUUGCACAAACAUCCCGGACACUGUUCACUUUCUGGUCCCCCCCUCCUGCGAUUUUUUUGUUUUUGUUUUGUUGGGUUUCUUAGCUUUUGGAGCACCAAAUAAAUCUGUGGGUCUUGUGCAAAAAUGAAUAUACAGGACCAAGCAGCACACUACUUUUUGUUCACGUUAUCUAUUAUCUUCAAAGCUGCACUUACACGAGAAUCGCACAAGAGCUGCGCAGUUUUCAGCGCUACACACAGGCAAUAAACUACGCGUGGUUAUGGAUUUCUCACUGUGGUGUCUACAGAGUGUACCCUGAAUAGAAACAUUUGCCAUUGUGUGUACUUCCUUUCUUCCUUUUUGUCUCAAUUAGAAAUGUUUAGGCUUGUGCGAAUAUUCGAGCACUUCGAAUAUUCGAACGAAUAAUACAGUAUUCGAAUUCGCUUCGAUUAGAAUUUAAAUUACUGAAAAUUUCGAAGUAUUCGAAAUGAACGAAUAGGUCUAAUUAGUCCGCUUAUAACCCCCCUGCAAAGGUGGUUUCACUGCAAUGGAGGGGUGCUAUGCCGUGAAUACACCUUUCCAAAAAAAAUUUGCAAUGUCUGUUUGUAACCUCCCGUAAAGGUGGUUUCACUGCGGUAGAGGGGUGCUAUACCGUGAAUACACGUUUUCAGGAAAAGUCCGUACUGCCGCGAAGCCCCACUUCAAGGCUAAAUGAACAUACAUAUUACCCUCACAUCGAUUCAUCAUUUUUUAAGUUUAAAAACUUGUUAUACCGGCUUAUAUGCUCCAAGUAUAGUAAAUUUUAAAAUGUAACAGAUUUUAUAGGUUAUUAUUUGCAUUCUACCGAAAGCCAAAUCCUGCUUCUAUUAAAAGUUGCUUCUACUUCCUUUGAACCAAAAAGUGACAUUUGCACAUGCCUUGUUAUAAUUUAAAAAAAAAAAAAACGUUGUGCAGGUUGGUUGGGUUAUGACAAAUAUGCUCAUUUUUCUUUAUAAUAUGUGAUAUAUACUAUUCGAAUUCGAUUCGAACCUAAAAUUUACUAUUCGCACAAGCCUAGAAAUGUUACUUCGGAACCAGACGGAUUGUGGCAGGAGCGCCAUGAUUUUUUGUUUCCAGAAUGUAGUAUUAUCGUUUGAUCGCAUACGUCCUUAAGUUGGUCUGCUUUGCGGAGUUAUACGAAUAAAAAAUUAUUACGUUGUACGUUUAAGGCCAAGCUAUGCGAGGGUGCAGCUUUGGUGUCCGGGCUGAUAAAACAUCUUGCUCUGAACCAGUGUUCAAACAUACAAAAAAAGGGGGGGGGGAUGUUAUCAAAUAUGUACUUGAAUCUCUGAUAAGCACAGACCACAUCAUGUUAAAAAUUUAAGAAAAUAAUGUUUGAAGAUAACCGAUUUUUGGGGCUAUGGUUCAGGAGUGUUAGCUCAAAAUUUUCUGUAUAAAUCUUGCAACGCAACAGUUCUUGGUUCACACCUACGAUAUGCUGUUGCAUCAUCCACUUUGUAUGUUUUCACAGCAUGAGCUCAGAGCAGUAGUUUGUCGCAAAACGUUGGAAGCGAUAGCAAGGGUGGCCGGCAUUUGAGUGUGCUUUGCAUGCAGCCAGCCUUGUGUGAUGAAUUUUGCCACAUCUAGAAAGCUUUACGUUGCAAUCUAUAGGCCGAAAAGUUGUUUUACCCGCAUCUCAGUGUAUAUGAUGCCUCGCACGCUUUCCCCGUGUUGCAUUUCGUGUGCAGAGUAACCUUUGCUUCCAUUUCUUGCUGUCUGGAAAGAUGUGUCUCGUGUACAUGCGUGUGUGCUCCAGUGAACGUGUGUGCACACCUAUGCUUUGACACAACUCUCGUAUCUCUGUUUCUUUACUGCACACUAUUUUGCUGAAUGUGUAUUGCCCAAAAGCACAGUCGUUCUGAACACUUUCUUGUUGAAAAUUGUUUUAUUGUACGCCAACCACGCCUUGUAGUAGCACGUGUUUUAUGAGUUGUGCCAAAUUGCCAGGCUUCUUUUUUUUUUUUCUUUAGGUUUAGAACAUUUAACCAGGCAUUCCCUGAAACAAGUCGCUUUAUAUUAUUAAUGUUUGCAUUGUGAGCUGAAUGAAGUGAGGGCUAGGUUAUUUGGUCAUGUGCAAUUGUAUGUUGGUAAGCAUUUCUAGUGGAACAAAAAGGGCGUCCAAAUAGUGGAACAAUCACGUCUCGGUCUUGUACAGUUCGAACGAAACAGGAAGGCUCUUCAAUUGUGCUUUGAUUGGGCUGGCUGCAUGAACUGCGUAUCUUUGUGAAUUUUUAGUGUCUUGGAGAAAUCCCUAUGAUGUUGUGCCACAUUUUUAAUAGUGACACAUUGAUGUGUUGCGUUGAGUGUGCCUUUGUGCAUUUUUUUCUUUCGCUGUUGCACUAGUGUUGUAGGAUAAAACGUAUAUCAAAAUGGCUUGCCUGUUUAAAGGUGGAUGUAUGCAGUAGCGUUGUGUCAUGUAUUGCAGUUUUCAUUGCCUUAUUGCAAUUUUUUUUUUUAAUUCUCGCUCAACUGUGGUUGCAUUCUCUACCUCUUGAGGUUGUUGGGCAGUACUAACAAGCAUUUUUUUUUUUUAUCUCUCUUUCCCGUGACCCACAGAAGAUCUCAAAUUUCCAAAUGUCACAAUGUAACAACGUACACAACAAAGAUACCAGUGUGUAUUUUGCACAGUUAUAAUUGUGACUGUAGCUUAACGCUGUAAGCACAAGACGGUUAUUUAUUGUUCCUUGAAAUAAAGCUAACACUUCACAA
Messenger RNA from Rhipicephalus sanguineus (brown dog tick), 7177 nucleotides. RefSeq names its product F-box only protein 28. Bases 188 to 1513 code for a protein of 441 amino acids. The record is from RefSeq and is a predicted model, not a curated record. Gene Ontology annotation, cellular component: nucleus. The transcript has 7 exons. NCBI's taxonomy places the organism in Eukaryota, Metazoa, Arthropoda, Arachnida, Ixodida, Ixodidae. Gene Ontology annotation, molecular function: protein binding; transcription coactivator activity. Gene Ontology annotation, biological process: positive regulation of DNA-templated transcription.